UUGGUGAGCGAGGCAGGGUUCGGGACGGCCGCGUGUUUCCCUACGUGGCUCACUACUUAUCCACAGGUGACAUGCUCUACCCAGCUCAUGAAGGAGAAGUGAUGGUCAGUCGUCUCCUUGAGGAACUGACCCGACUCGACCUUGUAAAUGACCUCCUUCACGCGAGGGGCCCCGGGAUGCCCUCGCUGACCUCCUGCGUUCCGAGGUCAUUUCAGCCAUCGAGCAACGGCGGCCGGAGGUUCACCCUCGGCGGCGGCGACGGGGACACCCUCAAAGUGCACACCCGCAGACGGCGCCGACUCUCCUUCGCGGGCCUGCUCACCCACAUCCUCCCCGCCCACAACGGGUCCACCUCCUCCGUCUACCGCCCGCCCUCCAACAAGGGCACGACGCUGGUGGUGGUGACGUGCUCCCUGCACCGCGCCACGGAGGUCACGGUGCACGGGCCGGCGGACUCCCUGCGGAGCCUGUUCCCGGGGACGCCCGUGCUCACCAGCGACGCCACGUACCCGCUGCUCGACUCGCGCGCCUCCCCGAGGGACGUGGCCGCCUCGGACCUGCUGGCGGCGCUCAGGGAGAAGGGGUACUCGUCCACCGUCAGGUCGUCCUGGGUGGUGCCUCACACAGGGGCGCUCGUGACGCAGUGGCUGGUGUACCGCCGCGGGGAGGCUGGGGCGGGGUGGGGGCGGGGGCGUCGGAAGCAGCAGGACCCUCCCCUCCUCGAAGCGGUCUCUGCACCACGCCGCGUCCACCAGCAACGUCCUGAGCGCCAGCACGGAGGGCGGAGGAGGCCUGGCCGAGGGCGCCGGGGCAGGAGGCACGCUCAGGCACCGGCUGAGGAACCGCAGCAAGUCCAUCAUGAGUCUGGCCGCGGAGCAUCGGCCGACGCUCACGCUCAAGCGCAUCCUCAGCGUGCUUCUCUGAGUCGUCGCCUCUUGGCUCUCCAGGGCCCGGGAUCCUCGUCGCCUCUUGGCUCUCCAGGGCCCGGGAUCCUCGUCGCCACGGCUUCACUUCACAUCAACAUCCAACCCUCUCUCCCCCCCCCCCCCCCCCGUUUCCCAGAUGCCCAGCCUUCGGGGCCCGAGAGUGACCUCAACGCCUCUCUUCCCACGAGCCACAGCAUCCACGAGCGGGACAUCGCGUGGGACAUCCUCCCCCGCCCUCCUCUCGCACCAGGGGCGUCCUCAUCUCCCGGGUGAGGAUGUCAGUCGUCGUGACGUCAGUACGAAAGCUCUUCAGAUGUAUAAGAGUUUUUUCAGUACGGUUUUUCAGUGUGAUCUUACCUAUUUUUUCAAUGAUUUUGUCCUCGAAUGCGAAAUGAAAAGGUAUCAAGAGGACAAAAAACGAGGAAUAAAUGGGGGAAGUAGAGAGAAAUCCAUGACAGGUAUUUCUGCGACUCCAACCACGUUACCAAACAGAACCUAUUUAGCAACAAGGUCUAUAUAAAUGGACCUUGUUUACCAACGCGACGCUCACGUGUUAUUGGCUCGCGUUGCCAGCGCAAGUCAAUGAUUUAAUUAUAUGUAUUCUAUUUGCUGUUUGAAUUUCUUCGUGACUUGAUCUGUCUCCUUGUAAUAAGUAUUACCUGUAUUUUUAUUAUUACUUUUUGUAAAUUGAAGAUUCAUUGGCAGGCAUCAUAUAAACUUAAGGCAGAAGAAAGAUCCUUGGUCAAGUCCCCUGAAACAUCAUUAUAAAAUGCUUUACAAACAUUUUCAUUUGAGAUGUCACGGUAACGGACGAGAAGCCACUGCCGAAGUCGUUGUGAUAUUUAUAUAUAUAUAAAUAUUUGGUGUCUUUUUUAUAUAAAGCUGCCAAAAAUGACCGUAGGAUUACUAUUUGUAUAUAAAAAGGAAAAAUACGACGCCAGAUACAUUAUAUACAACUGCAGUGUAGAUUUAAUAAAGUAAGAAUACCGCAGAGGGUAUAUAUAUAUAUAUAUAUAUAUAUAUAUAUAUAUAUAUAUAUAUAUAUAUAUAUAUAUAUAUAUAUAUAUAUAUAUA
Messenger RNA from Penaeus vannamei (Pacific white shrimp), 2000 nucleotides. The record is from RefSeq and is a predicted model, not a curated record. NCBI's taxonomy places the organism in Eukaryota, Metazoa, Arthropoda, Malacostraca, Decapoda, Penaeidae.